Molecule: messenger RNA, 1581 nt
Organism: Hordeum vulgare subsp. vulgare (domesticated barley)
Lineage: Eukaryota; Viridiplantae; Streptophyta; Magnoliopsida; Poales; Poaceae
Product: hemolysin A
Biological process (GO): methylation
Molecular function (GO): methyltransferase activity; RNA binding
Source: RefSeq, a predicted model, not a curated record
AGAAAGAGAGCGUGCGCUUUGCCGUCCCGCUGCCACGUGGGCCCCGCCAGCCAGGAUCAAACCCUAUCCCCCUCUUCCUCUCCGCCCUUCGGUCUUGGCGGCUCGGUGCUUUGCGUCUCUCUCUCAGUCCCAGUCGCCGGCGCGGCCGCAGAAUCCGAGAUUAGGGGCUGCCGUCGACAACAAGAAGGUGGCGAUGAUGGCUUGCCGGCUGCGGUUCCACCAGCUUAGGCUGGUUGGAGUCCGGCCCACCUGCUGCUCUCCGUCCAGGCAGUUCGCGGCCGUCAAAUCCCAGAAAAUCCAGCCCCCCAAGAAGAAAAAGCGAUUGGAUGAGGCGUGCCUUGAGAGGUAUCAACAAUACAGUAGAACGUACAUCCAGUCAUGGAUUCUUCAGGGUAAGGUCCAUGUGAAUGGAAGAGUCGUGAACAAAGCUGGAACGCAAGUAUCUGACAAGUCGGUCAUAGAAAUCAAGGCGGAAAUCCCGAAAUAUGUAUGUAGGGCUGGGCAUAAGCUUGAGGCAGCUAUCAAAGAAUUUGGCGUGGACUGUGAUGGAAAGGUAGCCCUUGAUUCAGGGCUGUCUACAGGUGGUUUUACUGACUGCUUACUUCAGCAUGGGGCAUCACAUGUGUACGGUGUUGAUGUUGGCUAUGGACAGGUGGCUGAAAAAAUCCGUGUGCAUGAACAUGUCUCAGUAAUUGAACGGACAAAUUUAAGACAUCUUCCUAAGCUGCCACAAUUGGUUGACUUGGUGACACUGGACCUAUCAUUCAUCUCAAUUCUUGUGGUUAUGCCUGCUGUGGUGAAAGUAAUGAAGACCGAGUCAACAUUGAUAACACUUAUCAAACCCCAAUUUGAAGCUCGUAGAUCUCAGGUAGGAAAAGGUGGGAUUGUUCGUGACCCUCUGGUUCAUAAGGAGGUGUUAGAUAGGAUAAUUUCAGGCAUUGAGCAGUUUGGAUUCCGCAAUGAGGGCUGGAUUGAGUCUCCGCUGAAGGGCGCAGAAGGGAACAUAGAGUUUCUUGCCUGCUUCCAGAGGAUCCAAUUCCAGAGCCACAAGCAGAGGGAGAGGCAGAUGCAGAGCCAGAGGGAGAGGGAGUGGCAGAAGCAGUGGCGGAGACGGUGGCGGAGCCGGAGCCGGAGCCAAAGGAAACAUGAUUAUUAUUAUGUCCAUGGCAUGGCAAGUUUUUUUUUAGAGAAUAGCUGGAGAAUUCUGAUUGAUCUGUAACCAAGGAAGUUAUAGGAGAUUAGCAUGCUGUGAUAUGAGAUAUCUCCUUUGCUGUAACCGAGCUCGUCACAAGGAAUUAGAAGAUUUCCACAAUCAAGUUAUACUGGGAUUUUUUUGCAUAUGAUCAGAAUUGCAUUGUGCAAGACCGACAAAGCAGAUCCAGACAUGACAGUCAGGUACUCAAUUGUGUACAAAAUUGAAAUGGAAUGAUUUUUUUUAGCUCCAGAGAUAUAUUUUGUUUUAUCUCGGCAAAAGGGCUGGGCCUGCUGUUCACUGAGAAGGUAGAACACAGUUCUGCUUACAGUCUUGUACUUUUUGUGAAUCUAAUGAAAAGAUUUGAAAUGAAAAAUUGUUCAAGAUGA